Messenger RNA from Cylicocyclus nassatus, 641 nucleotides. The record is from the annotation of a GenBank genome assembly. NCBI's taxonomy places the organism in Eukaryota, Metazoa, Nematoda, Chromadorea, Rhabditida, Strongylidae.
AUGAGAAGAAACAAGUGGUGCAUCGGCAAACAGCCAUGUAUGAAAGAGGAAGCUGCGCAUGACGCGCACUCACGGAAUAUUCUCUUUGAGAAUUUGACCUCGUCAAAAUCUGACCUCCUCUUUUAUGGACACAGGAAAGCUACUUUCAAAAAUUGGUGUUUCGACAAGGAUAACUACCAAUGCUCAUCUGAUGCGUUAGCCAAAGCUGGCUUUUACUUCACCGGCUCCAGGUACGAACCUGCGGCAGCAACUUGUGCAUUCUGUUACAAAGAGAUGAUUUUCGAAGAGAAUGAUGAUCCAUGGUUAGAGCACCGAUCUCACUCCAAAACGUGCAACUUUGUUGAGUUGAACAAAAGAGAAGAGAAAGACUGGACAGUGAACGACUUUAUGUUUUUGUUAUCUGGUCGCAUUGCUGCUGAACAGCGGUCGAAGAUGAAGCAGUUCAUCGAAAACUACGACGAAGCGUCUGCAGAGAUCGAAGCAAUGACCGCCAAGGCUUUACACUCACUUAAAUAACUUCAUAGUUGUCGUGAGAACCACAGUUAACGAUUGUACCUUUUUUGCUCUUCACCGUAACCUGACUCGAACUAACGUGUGCAUUUUUUUUCACUUAUAACUUGCCUCAACUGUAUAGAUCUCCG